Messenger RNA from Chelmon rostratus (copperband butterflyfish), 4630 nucleotides. It is a transcript of the gene prkacaa, whose product is annotated as protein kinase, cAMP-dependent, catalytic, alpha, genome duplicate a. Lineage: Eukaryota; Metazoa; Chordata; Actinopteri; Chaetodontiformes; Chaetodontidae. Gene Ontology annotation, cellular component: cAMP-dependent protein kinase complex; nucleus. The coding region runs from base 729 to 1784 and encodes 351 amino acids. The record is from RefSeq and is a predicted model, not a curated record. The transcript is spliced from 10 exons. Gene Ontology annotation, biological process: peptidyl-serine phosphorylation. Gene Ontology annotation, molecular function: protein kinase A regulatory subunit binding; ATP binding; cAMP-dependent protein kinase activity.
UUUCCCUUGCGGUCUAAAGAUUAAUGGAAGGGGUCUGUUGAUCUUAGGAAUCGACUGUCAGAUGGUCGGUCUCAGGAAUCCAUUGCACUGGAUGUCUGGUCUGGAAUCAAAAGGAGGGGUUUACAUUUGAAAUAACCAACAGCGGAAGAAACAAUUAACCUGGACACCACUUUUUUUUUAUCCAGGUUUCAGCUGAAAAGGCCUGCCUACACAGAGAUAGCACCUGGUUAGUUCAGGCCAGGAUACGACUGCGAGGGACGCUAAAAGCUAACGCCAGCCUGCUCGUUAGAUAGACGGAAAUAACUUUCGACGAUCAAUCUAAUGGUCUGGACUGGAUUUUGGAUAAACCAAGCCGUCUCUAGAAAUAAAGGGCAGUCGAGUGACAUCUUGAUUUCCUGGGGCUCUCUUGGAAAUCGACGAGCUAACACUGCAAAGCUAACGUCCAUUGGCCGUCUCCGCUAGUUAGCUAGCGUGCUAGCCUAGCUAACGUUAAGCGUUAGCGUUAACUACAUACUUGGAUAUACUCGCUUGGUUGGCGUUUUAACAUACCAAGGAAAGUAUUUGAUCAGAUAUAUUAACACUCGUUAGUCAAUAAUGAUAGCGGUUAGCUAGUAGUUAGCUGUCAGCUUCAUUGAGCCCAGCGACUGCGUUAGCGGUGUAGCAUCAGUCAACGAAUUGUAAAGGAAGACUCAGUCCGAGCCCAGGGACUCCACCAUCAGCCUGCCAUCAUGGGCAACACGCCCACCGCAAAGAAGGGCAAUGAGAUGGAGAGCGUGAAGGAGUUUCUUGCCAAAGCCAAAGAAGAUUUCCUGAAGAAAUGGGAGAAUCCAGCACAGCAAACUGCGGCAUUGGACCACUUUGACCGUUUGAAGACCUUAGGCACUGGUUCGUUUGGUCGGGUCAUGCUGGUUAAACACAAAGAGACGGGCCAGCAUUUUGCCAUGAAAAUACUUGACAAACAGAAGGUAGUGAAGCUGAAGCAGAUAGAACACACACUGAACGAGAAACGUAUCCUGCAAGCUGUCAGCUUUCCCUUUCUGGUGCGACUGGAGCACUCUUUUAAGGACAACAGUAACCUGUAUAUGAUAAUGGAGUAUGUACCCGGGGGUGAAAUGUUCUCACACUUAAGGAGAAUCGGUAGAUUCAGUGAACCGCACGCCCGCUUCUACGCAGCCCAGAUUGUACUGACCUUUGAAUACCUUCACUCGCUGGAUCUCAUCUACCGAGACCUUAAGCCAGAGAACCUGCUCAUCGACCAGCAGGGUUACAUACAGGUAACAGAUUUUGGAUUUGCGAAAAGGGUGAAGGGCCGGACCUGGACGCUUUGUGGGACCCCAGAGUACCUGGCACCGGAGAUCAUCCUCAGUAAGGGUUACAAUAAAGCAGUGGACUGGUGGGCUCUGGGAGUUCUGAUAUAUGAGAUGGCUGCUGGUUACCCCCCCUUCUUUGCAGACCAGCCUAUUCAGAUUUAUGAGAAGAUUGUAUCAGGGAAGGUUCGCUUUCCCUCCCACUUCAGCUCAGACUUGAAGGAUCUGUUGAGAAAUUUGCUGCAGGUGGACCUGACCAAGCGCUUCGGCAACCUCAGGAAUGGAGUCAACGAUAUCAAGGGCCACAAGUGGUUUGCCACCACUGAUUGGAUUGCCAUCUACCAGAGGAAGGUGGAAGCUCCCUUUAUUCCUAAGUGCAAAGGCCCUGGUGACACAAGCAACUUUGAUGACUACGAUGAAGAGGAAAUCAGAGUCUCCUUCACAGAGAAGUGUGCAAAGGAGUUUGCUGAGUUCUAGAUUCCAACCAUUAGUAGCGGAGAGAGAGAGACAGGUAUUUAGAAAGUGAAAGGGGGUCAGAAGAAAGGAAGCGCUAGGUUGGACUGCUAACUUGCUUAUUUGUAAUGACGACAACAAUGUAAAAUCCCCCCAGUCGAAAGGUAGGCAAAGUGGAGAAAGAUCCAACAGAACCAGCAGUGUUGCCUUUUCUGAUUGUUUCUCAACUGUUACCUAUUCAUUUUAUUUAUCCCUCUUGUGUUUGUGGCAGGGGCUCGAGGAGAACAGGCAUAUGUUGUGGCUGUCCAGCUAUACUUGUAUCUUUCUGAUGGCGUAAUGACAUGUUUCAGUCUUUGCAGGUUGAGGCAUUGAUUUUCUGUUAAGGUACUGAAUCUGCUCGGCUCCUUUUUGAACGGGCCCUCUACAAGCUUCUCAAAGAGUGAUCGUUGUAUGUUGUCGCCCCGGUCCCCCCCCCCUCCAUCUCUCCAUCCUGAAUCUGUCCAAGCAAUACGAAGUCCAACAGAUGUGCCUAUCACAAUGCCAACUGGUUGGAAAACUGUGUCGAAAGCAUUGGUGCAGAGCUUUGGCCAUGGUGGCAUCCCUUGUGCCCGUUUGGUUUGAAGCUUGAAAACUCUCUGCACCUGCCUUUGUCUGCUCAAUGUGGCAUGAUUAUUGGGUAGACGAUGCACUCACUGCUUGCAGUUGAAGCGGUGGUGACCUCUUUGAUCAGAGUGAAAAUGAUUUAUCGCAGUAAACUUCAUCUAGGUCUUACUCCAUGUGGGGACCUGUGAGAAAUGUAAACAUGAGGUCUACAUUUAAGUCUGUCUUUCUCUUAGCUGAAUUUAUUAGAGCAUUUUAAGAAUCCUAUUGGUGAUCAUUUUGUCCUUUUAUGUCGAUCUCUGUGCUUAAGUGUUAUUUAGUGCUCAAGGGUGGGUUUAAAAAGCUGUAAUUUAGCAGCAAGUAACAUUGUGGUCACACUCCUGACUAGCUGGAUAUAUAUAUAUAUAUUAGAGAACAUGAAAUAUCCAUCUUUUUCAACAUUGUCUCAUAGCUGUGAAACUGAAUUAAGAAUUCAUAAAUAAACAAAUAUAAAUUCUGCCAAAUUUGCAAACUGACAACAUUGCAAAGUUUUCUGUAUGUUACUAUGACGGUGGUGGAUUUUAAUACUCAAAAAAAGUAGCAAAACAUUUCAACAAAAUGUGCAUGUUAUUUUUGUACAAUAUCACUUUUAAAGAAAGAUGGCAGAGCAUUAUGCUUCAUGUGUGCUGAGGUACCUGAGAUCACCGAUAACACGCUUAACUAUCAGAAUGGACUCUCGGCUGCUCUAUUUUGAAGAUGGAACAAGACCCAGUGAAAGCUCGUACGGGCUUUUUUCAUUAUGCAGUCGUAGGGUUUACCGAUAAUUGUCACUGAACGUGUGCAUCUCACCUUGACUUUUUUUUUUUCUCCCCCACUUCCCCUCUCUCUUGUAAAUACCGUACAUGUAAACCUUCAGAUAGAUUUGCAGUCCAACCAAAUUUUUGGGACUGUUGAGAUUGGAGUGCUUUGUUUCUAUUUUCAAGCUUUCUAUGUAACAAAUUAAACUAAGGAAGCUGUCCUAAAUCUAUCCCCUUUUGCCAAGUUUAUUUCUGUGGAUGCAAGACAAUCGCAGACCAAAUCUUAUUGCUGGUUUGUUGACUGAACACAUUGUUUUGGUUUGAUGAAGGAUGUUUGUUUUUUUUUGCCCCCACCCUCCCCAGGCCCUAGGUGCUAGACUCUGUCCAUCUCACUGAAAAGCUUCUGUGAAUUGUUUGAUGUGCAUCUAUUUGUCAUAAAGUCUUGUAACAUGACAUUUUUGAGAAUGUUUUUCGACUCUAAAUGAUUUCGGUAGGCUUGAGUAAUUAUUUUGCCAGUCUAUUAAUGUAAAUGAGAUCAAACACAGGAUACCUUUUUGAAUGUCUUGACUUGUCUGAUGGAGAUGUUUCAGUGCUGUUUGGAAACAUGAUGUGAGUUUUGUAUAAUACACGUUUCUCUGGUGAGCUUGGUUUUUCUUGCAUGUGGUAAAGCGACCCAACGGCAAGACAUCUCCUGGACCUGAGACAUGUUUGAGAAAUCGUCGCGUCCACGGCCGACAGUCUCAUCGCAGUUUAACCUUUCGUUUGUUAGAGUAUCACGUUGAACAAUGCGGUGGAUCACCAACCAACUUGUCCAGUCUUUUGCAAAUAGUGAAGCACAUGCCACACCCUUUCAAAUCUCCUAUUUAAUUGAUUUGUGCUAAUUAUUUGAAACUUCUAAAAUACUAUGUAAUGCUUUGAAGAGAGCACAUGUAAUAUCUUUGGUUUUUCUGUUCUGACAAAUGACUAAAUCCGAGUUGGUGGGUAGAAGGCAACGCCACUUGAUCCACUCCUACACUGAGGCCAUCGCAGUGCUUUUUUAACAUUUAAUUUGUUUCCCAUGCAGAACUUCUUGUCAGCUGUCUUUAAUUCUCUGCUAUCAACUAAAUGCUAUCAACUGCUCUGUGCUAAUUCUGAGUUUUUCUCCUGUGUUUGCCUUCUAUUUUCAUCAAGUUUCCACUCACACUUCAUUCAAUCAUGACACUUUUUACAUCUGAGAUGUUUUGCGUUCAUAUUUUCUAAUUGUAUUUUCAAAAAAAGCAAAAAAGCAAAAACAGAACAUUAAUCUUUUCCUCAUGACCUGGGUACAGUGAUUGUGUAGUCUAUUGUACCUUUUGGGAAACAAUACUGUAUAUCCUUGCCUUUGACAGUCUUAACUAUCUUACCCUCUGGAGAACUUGACAGAUACCCUUAGAACACAACGAGUAUGUUAAAAAAAUAUACAUAAAGUAAUAUUUUGCAAAAUGUAUCAUUCCAAUAAACUUUUACUUGUUAAGA